CUGUUGGCAAACAAGUUUUCCAAUAUGGCGGGCCACGUUGGUGGGAGUGAAGGGGGAAGUAAUAGCAUGGAUAAAAGCAUUACUCUCCCACCGGACGAAAUCUUUCGGAAUUUAGAAAAUGCAAAGAGAUUCGCUAUUGACAUAGGUGGUUCAUUGACAAAGCUCGCUUAUUAUUCUACGGUGCAGCACAAAGUGGCCAAAGUGAGGUCAUUUGAUCAUUCAGUCAAGGAAGCAGAGGGGGAUCCUCUGUAUGAAAUUUCUGUACAAGAAGAGAUCACCGCUCGACUCCACUUCAUCAAGUUUGAGAAUGCGUACAUCGAAACCUGCCUGGACUUCAUUAAAGACCACCUGGUUAACACGGAAACCAAAGUCAUCAAAGCCACAGGUGGAGGAGCGUACAAGUUCAAGGAUCUGAUCGAGAAGAAGCUCAAACUCAAAGUUGACAAAGAGGAUGAAAUGACAUGCCUGAUCAAAGGCUGUAACUUUGUCCUGAAGAACAUCCCCCAUGAGGCCUUUGUUUACGCCAAACAUGCGGACCCAGAGUUCCGCUUUCAGAACACACACCCCGACAUCUUCCCUUACCUGCUUAUCAACAUCGGCUCAGGGGUGUCCAUCGUUAAGGUGGAAUCGGAAGACAAAUUUGAGCGCAUAGGAGGAAGUUCCAUUGGUGGGGGGACUUUCUGGGGACUUGGGGCCUUGCUCACCAAAACAAAGAGGUUUGACGAGCUGCUUCAGCUGGCAUCCAAAGGGCAGCACUCCAAUGUGGACAUGCUGGUCAAGGAUAUCUAUGGGGGGGCCUACGAGUCCUUGGGCUUAACUGGUGACCUCAUCGCCAGCAGCUUUGGGAAAUCAGCCACUACAGACAAACAGUUCUCCAAAGAAGACAUGGCCAAGAGCCUGCUGCACAUGAUCAGCAAUGACAUCGGCCAGCUGGCCUGCCUGUACGCGCGGCUGCACAACCUCAGCAGGGUCUACUUUGGGGGCUUUUUCAUCCGCGGCCACCCUGUCACCAUGCACACCAUCACCUACAGCAUCAACUUCUUCACCAAGGGGGAGGUCCAGGCGCUCUUCCUCAGACAUGAGGGGUAUCUGGGAACCAUUGGAGCUUUCCUCAAAGGAGCAGAGGAGGAUAGUGAGUGUUCAGUGACAAACAGUGACCCUAACCAGUACAGCUGGGGAGAGAACUAUGCUGGGAGUUCCGGACUCAUGAGUGUGUCUCCAGACAUCAACCCCAUGCAGCGUGCCCGCAGUGGAACCUUCACUUUUGACAUGUUGGAGAUGGACCGGCUGGACAGGCAGCUGGUCAACCUGCCACUGCUGCAGGACCCGUCCUCCUACAUCCCUGACACUAUGGACCUCACCGAGGACUCCCACGCCAGGGAGUACUGGCUCUACUGCUUCGAGGAGGCAUUGGAUGGGGUGGUGAAGCGUGCUGUGGCGAGCCGGCCAGACCUCCCGGAGGCGACAGAGCAAGCCGAGAAGUUCCGGCAGAAAUACCGGCACAAGCUGCAGACGCUUCGCCAACAGCCUUUUGCUUAUGGAUCCCUCACCGUCCGAAGUCUGCUAGACACACGGGAGCACUGCUUAAAUGAGUUCAACUUUCCUGACCCCUACUCAAAGAUAAAGCAGCAGGAGAACGACAUGGCGCUGAAGUACUACCAGAAGGUGGUGCGGGCCCUGGAGGACCUAAGCUGGGAGCAGAGGCAGUUUGCCUUGGUCCGCGGCCUGCUGGCGGGCAACGUGUUCGACUGGGGAGCCAAAGCCGUCUCUGACGUUCUAGAGACAGACCCAGGGUUUGGCUUUGAACAGGCAAAGCAGCAGUUGCAAGAAAGACCAUGGCUUGUGGAUGCCUAUAACCAGUGGAUUGAGAGGUUGAAGGGCGAGCCUCAUAAAUGUGCAUUGUUUUUCGUAGAUAAUAGUGGGAUAGACAUCAUAUUGGGAGUUUUCCCAUUUGUUAGAGAACUCCUCCUCCGUGGCACACAGGUUGUGUUCGCCAGUAAUUCUGGUCCAGCUCUGAAUGACGUGACUAACAACGAGCUGCAGAUUUUGACGGAGCGAAUCGCUGGCAUGGAUCCUGUUAUCCAGUCUGCUGUCAAGGACGACAGGCUGACUCUGGUUCAAAGUGGUUCCAGCUCCCCUUGCCUCGACUUGAGUCGGCUAGACAAAGUCCUGGCCACGGUGGUGCGAGAGCGGCGGACGGACCUGGUCAUCAUCGAGGGCAUGGGCCGUGCCAUCCACACCAAUUACUACGCGGCACUGAGCUGUGAGAGCCUCAAGCUGGCCGUAAUCAAGAACUCCUGGCUGGCGGAGCGCCUGGGCGGCAAGAUCUUCAGUGUGGUCUUCAAGUACGAGGUGCCGCCCCAGAUGCAGGUGCAGCACUAGCCAGGGCCAAGUCCAUAGCUGCACCACAGGCCACUGAAAAAGCUCCAUCACUGGAGGGCUGGAGGAGAGAUGGAGACUCCAGUGUUCUGGAGGCUGAAGUCAGGCAGUGUGUAUCAGUGUUUGUUAUUGUGUGGAGGAAAAAGGGGGGGUGGUGUGGGGGGGGGGGGGGGUUUGGGGAUAUAGGAGUUACACUUGCCUUGUCAGUCAAAGAAAUGAAUCCGCCCUGAUACCGUGUUGCUUAGUGACAGACUAACUGACCUUGAAAUUGAAUGUGUUGUUGAAACAAAACAAAGCAAAGAAAACCGAAGUACAUAAUGAAUAUAGAAGUUAAUCAGCCAACUAUAGCAACAGAAGUGAUCACAUUUAAUUUGAGCUUUUUUUUCCCAUAGUGAUAAUGACGUGCCCAUGAGAGUGGGUGAAAGAUUGAAAUGAUUUGGUCGCUAACUGGACUGGAGGUGUACUGUAGGGCGAUAAGAGGAUAGGAAGUGUUGAAUAUGCUUUGUGCCACCUGAAUCCCCAGGCAACAAAUCACCCCACAGAUGCACUUCUGUUUAUAUCAGUAUUUCUCCUAUUCCUGGAACAUCAUUUCUGGGGAUUAGAGUAAAAAUAGGUGUUAUGAUUUUGUGUGUGUGGGAUGUCGUAAUGUCUCAAGUCAUUUUGGAAGAUCACCAUUGUGCAGCACAGACACUCAGUUGCCACUUUGUUAGGAACACUUAACUAAAAACAAUGCAAUCUAAUACACCUGCAAUACAUCAAAGCUUAAACUCAUUUAGAGAGCUGUAGAUUCAACUGUACGUUUAUUUCAGAGGCUGAAGGUGGUAAGACUUGAAUUGUACAUGAUUCUACUAUUUUUCUUCUUUUUAAAUAUAUUUUUUGGGCUUUUUAUGCCUUUAAUAAUAGGACAGUGGAGAGUGACAGGAAGCAAAUAGGAGAGAGAGCAGGGGUGGGAAUCCGGAAAGGAC
Alosa sapidissima (American shad) is the source of this 3344-nucleotide messenger RNA. It is a transcript of the gene pank4, whose product is annotated as pantothenate kinase 4 (inactive). The record is from RefSeq and is a predicted model, not a curated record. Gene Ontology annotation, molecular function: pantothenate kinase activity; ATP binding. Gene Ontology annotation, cellular component: nucleus; cytosol. Lineage: Eukaryota; Metazoa; Chordata; Actinopteri; Clupeiformes; Clupeidae. Gene Ontology annotation, biological process: coenzyme A biosynthetic process. The coding region runs from base 25 to 2382 and encodes 785 amino acids. The transcript has 20 exons.